GUCUCUGUGUGUGGUGGGGCGCGCGUCGUGCUUGCGCACACGGGAAGAGAAGGAGUACAGAAAGAGGAGAAGGGGGGGACGACGACACACAGACAUACUCUGGUAACGUGCACCGGGACCGUACGGAGAGGGAGAGAGAGGAGGCGGGACGGGGAGGAGGACCUAAGAUCCUCUGUAGAGGAGGGCAGCAGCAGCAGCAGCCCAGCUGCAGACGUGAAGAGGAAGCCGCCUGCUGUGCUCGAUGAUUACAUAUUGGUCCAUCGUUCUCAAGCAGUGCAGCAAGAAUGGAUGACAAGUCUUCACUCCAGCAUUGCGCCACAAACAGUGAAGACUUUGUAUUGGUGCCUCUGAAAGUUGAAGGUUCUUCAAAUGCGGAUGAUGACCCUCAGCUGAAGAUCAUGUCAAACGGAGAUGAACAACUGGAAAAGGCGAUGGAGGAGAUACUUGAAGAUUCAGAGAAAAAGCAGAACAGCAACCAAUUGGGAGGCGACAGAGGUGCAGAGUUGUGCUCUCCUAACUCACAGUUCAGUGCCAGAAACCCCCCCCUGACAUUAAUUCUGGACCCAGACAGUACAGAGGUGUUGGCCCAGACUGCCAGCCUUCCAGCGAAUCCGCCAGAGGAGGAAAGUGUUUCAUUUCACAAACUAUCAUAUUUAGGCUGCAUGAAGGUUUCGGCUCCACGAAGUGAGACCGAAGCACUCCGGGCUAUGUCCUCAAUGAGAGCACAUUGUUCAGCUCCAAUCACUGUCACACUCUACGUACCCAAUGUUCCUGAGGGCUCCGUCAGAAUAAUGGACCAAUCUACCAAUGCAGAAAUAGCCUCUUUCCCAAUCUAUAAAGUGUUGUUCUGCGUGCGAGGACGAGACGGGACGCCUGAUUGUGACUGCUUUGCCUUCACCUCCAGAGAUCUGGACACUGAUGAGUUUCAAAUCCACGUAUUCAGUUGUGAGAUCAAAGAGGCGGUAAGUAGGAUACUUUACAGCUUCUUCACUGCGUUCAAACGCUCAUCUAAGCAACCUACAGAUGUAAAGGACUCUAGCCUACCCACACCAGAUAGUGACGUGUUCACCUUCACUGUGUCCCUAGAAGUGAAAGAAGAUGAUGGCAAAGGGAAUUUCAGCCCAGUACCAAAGGAUCGGGAUAAACUGUUCUUCAAGCUGAAGCAGGGGCUGGAGAAGAAAGUGGUGAUCACUAUCCAGCAGGUGUCAAACAAGGAGCUAGUGGUGGAGAGAUGUUUUGGGAUGCUGCUCAGUCCGGGUAAAAAUGUCAAAAAUAGUGACAUGCACCUUCUGGAUAUGGAAUCCAUGGGGAAAAGCAGUGAUGAAAAGGCUUAUGUGAUCACCGGAACUUGGAAUCCAAAUAUACCAGCGUUUCAGGCACUCAACGAGGAAACUCCUAAAGAUAAACGAGUGUACGUGACAGUGGCUGUAGACAUGGUGGUCACAGAGGUGGUAGAGCCGGUGCGGUUCCUGUUGGAGACAGUAGUCCGUGUGUAUCCCGCAAAUGAGCGUUUCUGGUAUUUCAGCAGGAAAACCUUCACAGAGACUUUCUACUUAAAACUGAAACAGUCUGGGGGUAAAAGUUCCGGGGAUUCCAUCUACGAAGUUUUGAGCUUGCAGCGGCAGUCUGAGAUGGUGGAGGCACCUACCAGCCCAAUAAGUGCAAGUGGCCUAAUGUCCCCGCAGGAGGAUGACGAGCCAGAGGAAGAAAGUGACAAUGAACUGUGGAGUGGGACUGGGGAUGUUUCCAAAGAAUGCCCGGAGAACAUUUUGGAAAGCUGGGGUCAACUCCUUCAGAAAUGGCACAGCAAUCUGAGUGUGAGGCCAAAGGGACUGUCCUCUCUGGUGAAGAGAGGAGGGGUGCCGGAGGCACUGAGAGCUGAGGUUUGGCAACUUCUUGCUGGUUGUCACGAGGACCACGAAAUGAUGGACAAGUACAAGAACCUCAUCAUAAAAGAUUCGGCCCAAGAGAGUGUAAUCAAAAGAGAUGUCCACCGCACUUUUCCUGCACACGAUUACUUCAAGGACACGGAGGGUGAUGGACAAGAUUCUCUAUAUAAGAUCUGUAAGACCUAUUCCUUAUAUGACGAGGACAUCGGCUAUUGUCAGGGCCAGAGCUUCCUAGCUGCGGUUCUGCUGCUACAUAUGCCGGAGGAGCAGGCGUUUUGUGUACUGGUCAGGAUCAUGUACGACUACCAGUUUAGAAAUCUCUACAAGAAUAACUUUGAAGACCUGCAUUGCAAGUUUUACCAGCUGGAACGCCUAUUGCAGGAUCAGCUGCCGGUGCUUUACUCCCAUUUCAUGACACUAAACCUGGAAGCCCACAUGUACGCCUCUCAGUGGUUCCUGAGCCUGUUUACAGCCAAAUUCCCACUCUGCAUGGUCUUCCACAUCAUGGACCUUCUGCUCUGCGAGGGUCUGACUAUCAUCUUCCAGGUGGCACUGGCUCUUUUAAAGACUUCCAAGGAAGACCUCCUGCAAGCCGACUUUGAAGGGGCGUUAAAGUUUUUCCGGGUCCAGCUGCCAAAACGUUACCGGGCCGAGGAGAAUGCUCGGAGGCUGAUGGAACAGGCCUGCAAUAUCAAGGUGCCUACAAAGAAGUUGAAGAAAUAUGAGAGAGAAUAUCUGGCAAUGAAAGAGAGUCAACUGCAAAAGGAAGACCCAAUAGAGAGAUACAAGCGAGAGAACCGGAGGCUGCAGGAGACCAGCAUGAGACUGGAGCAGGAAAACGAUGACCUGGCCCAUGAACUGGUCACCAGUAAGAUUGCUCUCCGCAAUGAUUUGGACCAGGCAGAAGACAAGGCCGAGGUGUUAAACAAAGAGCUUCUGCUCACUAAGCAGAGACUGAUUGAGGCCGAGGAGGAAAAGCGCAAACAGGAAGAGGAGACGGCACAGCUAAAGGAGGUUUUCCGGAAACAAUUAGAAAAGGCAGAACAAGAAAUUAAGAAGACAACGGCUAUUAUAGCAGAGUACAAACAGAUAUGUUCCCAGCUGAGCACGCGGCUGGAGAAACAACAGACUGCAAAUCGGGAGGAAUUGGAGAUUGUCAAGGCCAAAGUCAUGUCCUGCAGUCACUGCAGGGAGAUCUUCAGCAAAGAAGGGUCAGCACAGAGCUCCGGCAGCAAGGCGGGGGACCCUGGCGAUGACGACGAGAAGGACUCGCUCAUGAAACACCUGCGAGAGAUGGAGCUGGAGCUGGCACAGACCAAGCUGCAGCUUGUAGAGGCCAAGUGCAAAAUACAGGAGCUGGAGCACCAGCGAGGAGCUCUGCUCAACGAAAUCCAAGCUGCCAAAAAUUCCUGGUUUAGCAAAACCCUGAACUCUAUUAAAACUGCCACAGGGACCCAGCCCUCUCCCCAGUCCCCACAGGGGGCGCAGGCUUCCAGUCCAGUCUUAGCGGCACCCAAGGAGAGCACAUAACGGCCGGAAAGAGAACACAACAAGAGCACAAGACGAUCAAUCAGGAAGCAGACAACCGCGAGAAGAGGACUUGCCGCACCUCCUGUGGAUGGAGCUCACCAUUAUCUUCCAUCACCGAUGUGCCGCUUUUUACUCUCCUUGCCACGGUUUCAUGCUGCCGCCUGUUACAGAACUUUACUUUUAGGCUGCUGCCACUUUUACACUUUAUUUCUUUUAAAGAACUUGUAUUAUUUUAGUAUAACGAGGGCCCCAGGGGGCCAGCCAGGGGAUGACCCACUCUUGGAGAUGUUAAAAGGCUUCAGCCUCGGCUGCCUGAUUUAUGUACGUGUUUUGUAUGUAUAAAAUAUGUUGGUGUGAAAAUACAAAUGUUUAUAAAAAUGCAUAUUUACAUAUUUGAUCAAAAACUUUUGACAUAUUGCUGCCGGAGAAGUGCUAAAUAUUUUUUUUUAAUCAUAAUUUUGUCUAUGGGGCGUGCACGCUCCUGGACCUUCAGUGUUGUAUUGUAUGCAACCUGACAUCUUAUUAAUCCAUCACAAUACUAUCAGUAAUAAUAAUAAAAAAAAGUCAUUGCUAAA
Messenger RNA from Pseudophryne corroboree (corroboree frog), 3994 nucleotides. It is a transcript of the gene RABGAP1L, whose product is annotated as RAB GTPase activating protein 1 like. The record is from RefSeq and is a predicted model, not a curated record. The transcript is spliced from 26 exons. Bases 285 to 3419 code for a protein of 1044 amino acids. Lineage: Eukaryota; Metazoa; Chordata; Amphibia; Anura; Myobatrachidae.